Carassius gibelio (silver crucian carp) is the source of this 4284-nucleotide messenger RNA. RefSeq names its product neuralized E3 ubiquitin protein ligase 1B (gene neurl1b). Gene Ontology annotation, cellular component: early endosome. The record is from RefSeq and is a predicted model, not a curated record. Gene Ontology annotation, biological process: ubiquitin-dependent endocytosis. The transcript is spliced from 5 exons. The coding region runs from base 702 to 2396 and encodes 564 amino acids. Gene Ontology annotation, molecular function: ubiquitin protein ligase activity. Lineage: Eukaryota; Metazoa; Chordata; Actinopteri; Cypriniformes; Cyprinidae.
GAUUUCGCGUCUCGCGCUAUGUGCGUUGUCUUUUAAGACAGCAUAUGAAGUUCAAAAUAAUUCCAUUUUUUAAAAAGACUCGCGUGACCAGCUGUUCUUGAAAAAGAAACCGCGUCGUGUGAAUGGCCUCUAAAAGCUGGAAGAAUCGACGUCGCUUUUGAAACGUCGCGUCGAUCAUACAGGACGCAUCUGUGAUAUUUACACAUGCGCCGUUGAGUUGCGUCUAUCUGUUUAUCAGGGUUUUGCACCACCAGCGUUGCGUUUUAAGAUGUCAAGUGUGUAAGUGUCAAGUUAAAAAUAGUUUUUAAAACGUUUCUUGCGCUCCCCUCAUUAACUGUUACAUUUUGUCACGAGCUUUUUUUUUUAAACGAAGGCUUCGAAUCGACGUGCGCGCUUACAGUGCACCCAGUUUUGUUUAUUAUAACGACAGCGUUGUAGUUGGUCGCGUCCAGUGUAUAUGGCUUGUAGGAUGAUCAGGCGUGGGGAGGGUUUGGCUGGCCAAUGCGCAAUAGACGCUAAUGGCUUGAAAAGCCGCUUCAUUCUGCAUGAUAGUAUGAAGACGCUGCAAGUCACAGACGCGUAGCGAUUUAACAGAGCUGCGAUUACGAAAAUAUUCCGUCUAUCUGAUAAUAAAUGGACAGACCAGGAGCAGAAGCAUUCGCGAUCCACUUGUCACCAAGGGAGAGCAAUUAUUGGAAAUAAUGGGGAAUACAACACCCAAACCACUAAUAGACACCAGCCUGCAGCAUCGCCCAGUGGCCAGUCGGCAGUACUGCACUGUUUCCAACAGUGGAGUUGAGCGACGCACCUCUGCCCCUCCAAUCAGUAUUGAGUCUCCUCGUUUUCACCCUCGGGCCAAAGGCAAAAAUAUCCGACUGGAUGCACAACUGCGCCGGGCCACCCGGAAGAACAGCUUUUGCAAUGGCAUCACCUUUAGCCAGCGUCCUGUGCGUCUGUAUGAGAAGGUGCGGUUGCACCUCUCAGGUGUUCACACAGGCUGGAGCGGAGCUCUACGUUUUGGUUUCACCAGCUUAGACCCUAGCGAGCUUGCCAUAGCUGAGAUUCCCAAAUAUGCUUGCCCUGACCUGGUGACGCGGCCAGGAUAUUGGGCCAAAGCCCUGCCUGAGAGGCUGGCCACGCGGGACAAUGUUGUGGCCUUCUGGGCUGACCGACACGGCCGGGUCUUCUACAGCAUCAAUGAUGGCGAGCCUAUCCUCUUCCACUGCGGUCUCAGUGUUGGCUGCCCGCUCUGGGCCAUCAUAGACAUCUAUGGAAUCACUCAAGAAGUUACUUUACUGGAGAGCACAUUUGCUGAGAGUGUGGGCACGAGCUGUCUGAGUAGCGCUCGACUCAGUGCCUAUCUUCCCCAAAGCAACCACGACUCGGCCAACUACAGCAACAACCAGCUAGAGAGCAGCCAGGCCGCGGCAGCAAAAUUUGCUACACUACAGCUCAGCAACUACAACCAGAUCAUCCCCUGCUGCUCCACUUCCACAACUCCCUCUUCAUCCACCUCCUUCAAUGUACAAAGGGCCGCCCGCGGGCUCCCCAUGCCUCUUGAUGCUGACCUGCAUUUUCACCCAGUGCGAGGCCCUGACGUGGUUCUCUCGAACGAUCGCACGGUUGCAUGUACACACUUCCUGGACAGCAGCAGGACGUUGAUGUUCAGUGACAGGCCCGUCCGGGUGGGCGAGACGCUGUAUGUGGAGGUGGGCCAUCUGGGCUUGCCUUACUUUGGGGCUCUUCUCUUUGGUAUGACCUCCUGUGAUCCAGGCACUCUCAGUGCUGGAGAGCUGCCAGCUGACCCAGAGGUGCUUCUGGACCGCAAGGAGUAUUGGGUGGUCUACAGGGGUUUUCCUGUACCAGCGGCAGGCGAUGUGCUCAGCUUUACCUUUCUGGCCAAUGGGGAGGUGCAUCAUGGAGUCAACGGAGGGACACGCGGUCGUCUCCUGUGUGUCGACUCCUCUCAGGUUCUGUGGGCCUUCUUCACACUGCAUGGAGCCGUGAACCGGCUCAGAAUAUUAGGAACUGUUCAGGCCAGCCCUCCCACCUCCCCAUUAGUGUCUCAGGCUUCAACGCCUGAUGAUAGUGACUCUGAUCUGGCUUUCACUGUCAACAGAUCCUCAUCAGCAUCUGAAUCCUCUCUAGUGACGGCUCCCAGCUCUCCUCUCAGUCCACCGGUUUCGCCAUCUCUUUCUGCAUCUGACACAGCCCUGAGCAGCAAGAGCAGUGAGUGCACAGUGUGUUUCGAUCAGGAGGUGGACACAGUCGUCUAUACGUGUGGACACAUGUGUUUGUGUAAUGACUGUGGACAGAGGCUCAAGAGACAGAUCAACGCAUGUUGUCCGAUCUGUCGGAGACCUAUAAAGGAUGUCAUAAAAACCUACAGACCAUGAAGGGACUAACACAUUUUCUAUCAAAUUAUUCAGUAAAAACCUUGGUAGCUGUGGUUUAAUAUCUGGACUAAACCUGUAUUUAAGACUGUGUGUGUAGCUUUGAUUUAUGUAGCAUUAAGCUCUUGUCCAUAUCUCUUUCACCUCAUACAUUAACGGUCAGAAGUUUGGGAUCAGUAAGACUUGUAAUGUUUUUAAAGAAGUCUCUUAUGCUCUUCAAGGCUAACUUUAUUUGAUCAAAAAUUCAGAAAAAAGAGUAAUCUUGCAAAAUGUUGUUACAAUAUAAGCUAUUGGUUUCCAUUUUAAUAUCCUUUAAAAUAUAAUUUAUUUCUGAGAUGCAAAGCUGAAUUUCCAUCAGCCAUUACUCCAAUAAAAAGUGUCACAUGAUCCUUAAAGGGUUCGUUCACCCAAAAAUGAAAAUUAGCCCAUAAAUUACUCACCCUCAAGUUAUCCUAUGUCUAUAUGACUUUCUUCUUUCAGACGAAUCCAGUCGGAGAUGUUUUAAAAGUGGUCUUUGAUCUUUCAAGCUGUUUAAUGGCACUCACUGGUUGUUGCAGUGCUUCAGUCCAAAAGAAAAGUGCCAAUCCAUAAAAAAAGUGUCUCAUACGGCUUCAAGGGGUAAACAAAGGCCUCCUGUAGCGAAUCGAUGCAUUAUUGUAAGAAAAAUAACCAUAUUUAUGAUGUAAUAAUCACUUUAAUCUAGCUUGCACUCACUGUUGUACACGGAAGCCGUUUUGGGCGGAUGACGUAUGAGGUCAGCUUUUGACCGGUAGUGUAUAUGACCUUGGACCGCAAAAACAGUCUUAAGGGUAAACUUUUCUAAAUUGAAAUUAAAUCAUUCUCUGGAUAAAUUUGAAACUUUCCAUUGAAUGGUUUGUUAGGAUAGGACAAUACUGAACAAUUUGAAAAUCUGGAAUCUGAGGGUGCAGAUAUUUACAAAAUGUCUUCAUGGAACAUGAUCUUUACUCAAUAUCCUAAUGAUUUUUGGGAUAAAAGAUAAUUCGAUAUUUUUGACCCAUACAAUGUAUUUUUAGCUAUUGCUAUAAAUAUACCUGUGCUACUCAAAUCUGGUUUUGUAGUCCACGGUCACAUAUGUCAAAUGCAGAUCAUGGAUCACUUAUCCACAUGGAGAUGAUUUAUGGUUUGAGAAUUAAUCUCAGUUUUGAUUAGAUAUUUCUAGUGCCUUUAAUAUUGUUUAUUUUUCCUUAAGCAGCAUCUAAUGAGUUAGACAAUCAUAUCUGAGAUGUAUUGUGUAAGUAUGAAUUAAGAAAGCUUUCAGAGGGACCUCAGAUGCAAAGGAAAUAAUGUUUUAUUGUGCAAGUGGAUAAUACACAGGGCUACAAAUAUGAUUUUAUAGGUUAUUUUAAAGGAUUAAAAAAAGCUAUUGUUUGGGAUUGCGGUGGUAAAGUGAAGAAAGAUUUGCAUUUAUGACAGUUGAAGGGUUUGGAGAUUUGUUGCACUUAUAACCAGAGGUAAACUCAGCACUAAAAACACAUUUGUCCCUCUGACUGAAGUGAUUUCAGAUGUGGACCUUGAAAACUGCAUUUUAAGUAAGAACAUAAAAAAUAUUUUGUUUAUAUAAUAGAGUGGUGUGAUAUUGUAUUGUAUUUUAUGUGUUGUUGUUUUUUUAAAGAUUUUUGUUUGUAUGUUUUUGCUUUGGAAUUUAUGUCAUGGAGAAUGUCAUUUUCUUCUUACUUUGACAUUUUGUCCAAUUAGCAGUAUACAAUUAAAUCAUAAACAACAGAUUUAUUCUUUAUCAGUAAUAAUUGUUCUUUCUGGACUAUAAAUAAAACAAUGGCUAAAAAAGAACUGUUGCAUACUGUUACAAAAUCACUGUAGAAAUUGCCAUCAGUCCCAUUUUAAAUCCAAUUAAAUGAGUAUCACAGUUGUU